This is a messenger RNA of Prorocentrum cordatum, 1416 nucleotides long. The record is from the annotation of a GenBank genome assembly. Lineage: Eukaryota; Dinophyceae; Prorocentrales; Prorocentraceae.
AUGAUGGCCAUCAUCGGGGUGUUCCUCCAGGACGGCCUCACGGGCUCCGCCUGGGGCGACUGGGCGACCUACACGGAUUCGCCGCUGCGCGCCUUCGAGAGCGAGUGGGACCUGCAGGCGCCCGUAGGCUACUGGGACCCGCUCGGCCUUGCGAAGGACGUCGGUGCGGACGUCCUCUACAGAAGGAGGUGCACCGAGGUCAAGCACGGCCGCGUCGCCAUGUGGGCCGCCAUAGGGUUCAUCGUGCAGGAUGUCUUCCUGUGGCCGGGAGGUGUCGUCCUCGAGGGGCCUGCCUUUGCGAGUCUUCCGAAUGGCCUGAGCGCUCCAGUCAAGGUGUCUGGUGCCGACUGGGGUCAAGUGUUCCUGUUCUACGGCUCCCUCGAGCUUCACGCGGCCAGACAGGUCCCCACGGAUCCUCCGGACAAGCUCAGCAGAACCGAGGCGGGCUUCGGAAAGUCGUACUUCGGGGCCCUCGGCGGGUGCAAGGGGGACGGCAUCGAGGACCCUGAGAAGAACAAGCGGUCCCUGAGCGCGGAGCUGGCCGAAGGCCGCCUGGCCAUGACGACCAUCAUCGGGAUGCUCUUCCAAGACAACCUCACGGGCUCCGCCUGGGGCGACUGGGCGACCUACACGGAUUCGCCGCUGCGCGCCCUCGAGAGCGAGGUGUGCGUGCAGGCGCCCGUCGGCUACUGGGACCCGCUCGGCCUCGCUGAGGUCCACGUUCACGACCACGUCGACGACGACCACGACCACGACGGCUACGAAGACGACCACGACCUCGACCGCGGCGACGACCACGACCACGUCCACGAUGACGACGACCACGACCUCCACGGACGCCGUCGCCUCGACGACGACGACGACGACCACCACGACCACGAGCACGACCACGACGUCGACCACGACGACGACCACCAAACGACAGACGACCAUCCCGGGGAUACUGCCACGCACAACGACACAUCGGAGCAUAGCCGCAGCAGCAGCGGCAGCGUGCCGCCCCCCGUCGCGUCGACAGACGAAGACGUCCCAGAGGGGAAUCGAGAGGCGGUAGAGGUCACGAUACCACCCCCCGCAUCGUGGUCGAACGACGGCGUCCCAGUGGGGAAUCGAGAGGAGGUAGCCUGCAGUGACCAGGGUACUGCUCAUACGAACGACCCCCCCCCCCUCCAGCUGUACCAGCAGCCCACAGGAAAGGAGCGGGAUGUCACGGCGGAGGCGGCGGAUGCUGCGGAAGCCGCGGAGUACCCCCCACAGGACAGUCAGUCCGAGGGUUUGCCCGACGAAAGGCGAGCCGAACCCAUCGAAGGAGGCAACACUGUUCCCCCGCCAAGUACACAGGCGAACAGAUCCCCCCCAGCGGCAUGGAAGAGGAAACUCCCUGAACCACCUACGCCCAGAGGGCUGGUGGGAUAA